Bactrocera dorsalis (oriental fruit fly) is the source of this 2147-nucleotide messenger RNA. Its product is annotated as putative exonuclease GOR. NCBI's taxonomy places the organism in Eukaryota, Metazoa, Arthropoda, Insecta, Diptera, Tephritidae. The transcript is spliced from 2 exons. Bases 99 to 1541 code for a protein of 480 amino acids. The record is from RefSeq and is a predicted model, not a curated record. Gene Ontology annotation, cellular component: nucleus. Gene Ontology annotation, molecular function: nucleic acid binding; exonuclease activity.
CGAUUUCGAAGUGAUCGUAGGUAAAACGGCUUUUCUUUCGUAGUCUUGAAUCUUUGGACAGUGAACAACUAAACAACAAAACAACAAAACAACUAAAAAUGGAUUAUUUUAAUCAAGCAGAACAAAUUCUAUAUGCAAUUCAGCAAAUUUAUGCUCAACAAAUAAUUGACGACUUCAUUAUACCCCAACAAACUCAGCAAUACAGUGGAACACAGCUCGAAAGGUUUCAUCAAAAUACUAAUCGAAACUACUACAACCAUAAUGGAAAUGUACCACAAAUAUAUGGGCAACAACAACAGCAACCCACUCUGGCAAGAUAUAACCGUCGGAUGCCACAACAGUUGCCACACAUGGUGCUGAAACAAAGAAAAGUGCAACACAUAAUUGCGCACCAUCAAUUGGAAAGGACUAAAGACAAAAGACACGAGAAAAAACCACAAAGACAACCGAAUAAAAUACACAAUGCGAAUAAACCUCAAGUGGUUCGAAAAACCACUAAACUUGCUGCUCCAAGCCCACAAGUAGUCGCUUCACCGCUGGGCGAACACCAUUGGCUCAAAAUUUCACAGUCGGAGUUAUUGGCGAAAUUACGACAAUAUGUGAUCGCACCGAAUCUGUUGCCCAACUAUGGCUAUCCCACUGAAAGCACAGUGCAUAACGGUAAAGUUGUAAUUUUCAAGCAGUUAGCACCCGCUUUCAAUGCUAGCACCAAUGACAUCGACGACAAUGUGAACCUAGCUGAGUUAGAGCGACAACUCGUGCCGAAUAAGGAUGCAGUAACUAAGCAAUGCGUACGUUGUGAACGUCCCUUUCAAGUCACAAGCGCUGGCGUAUAUUUGAUGCGAGAGAGAUGUACCUUUCAUUGGGGUAAACUGUACAAAGUAAAUACCCGCCAUAACAAAUACGAUAAACAAUACACUUGUUGUGGUGGCUCCAGCGAGUCAGUGGGCUGUACGUCUAAUCCGUUGCACGUAUGGACCGGCGUUGUGCCCGGCAUUAAUGGACCAUAUGGCGAUUUUGUGCACACACGCCAACUUACCGACGAGCCCAAGGUGUACGCACUGGACUGUGAAAUGUCCUUUGUUGGACAUGGACUGGCUUUGACGAAGAUCACUGUGAUCGGGUUUGAUGGGCAAUUAGUCUAUCAGCACUUUGUGCGCCCCAUUGGUGCAAUUGUCGACUACAAUACGCGUUUCUCUGGCAUAACCAAAAGUGACAUAUCCAAAUCGAAUAAGCGAGUUAAGACACUUGCCGAGGUGCAGCGUGAUUUGCUUCAGAUAAUUGACGCCAACUCAAUACUUAUAGGACACGGUUUGGAAAAUGACAUGAGGGUCCUCCAAAUCGUCCACAAGACAGUUGUCGACACUUCAAUAGUAUUUGAACAUACCAACGGUUUUCCUUAUCGGCACUCGUUAAAGCAUCUGACCAAAACGUAUUUGAAACGUAACAUUCAAUUAGAUGGCCAGAGUCACGAUAGUUUAGAGGAUGCACGGGCGUGUUUGGAGCUGAUGCUGUGGAAGGUGGCCACUGACAAACAGUAGAACUAACUAAAGGAUUUCGGUUGUAAAUACUAGGAACAUGACACGUUUGUUUGGGGCUCCCUUAUAGCAACGCUGUGGUGGCGUGUCACUCCACAUGCCAAAGAUGUCGCGGAGUUUUGCCCUCCGUACUUCUCAAAUAUCACUCCACCACAGUCCAAGCAAAAUUACGAAAGCUUCGUUUCAUGUCUGUAUUGGGUUAGGAUUCUUUUAAAGUGUUUGGGUUCACUCGAGAAAUUGUUUUGUAUGUAUGAGUAAACGAGAGAGAUGGUUGAUUUAGUGCACAAUAGGCUUAACGCUGGUCUAAGCUGGUUCGGCGCCUAUGUGUCUCCCUUCUCAACAAAUUGAGAGAUGUGUAUUGUGAUCAGAGUUUGUAUGAGAUGAGAGUGUAUGAGUACAUGAGUUUUGUUGCUUAUGAGUUGUGUAUCCCGAGCCUGAGGUUGUUUUUCCUUAAUAAUUUAUAAGUUAAGUUUAAGAAUGUAUUUGGAGAUUAAAAUAUUCUCAAGUGAGAACUGUACUACUUCGAUUAUUUAAAAUAUAUACAUACAUACGUGUGUGUUCUUGUGAAAAUUGCAAAAAUUAAAAUAAUAAAAAUACAAAUUUAAUAAA